AGGAAAUCCUGCAAGAAAGCGGCUACAGAAUGAGCGCGUUGAGCACUCCUGGAUUGAAUGGUCGUGUAAAAGCGAAUCUGAGACUUGCAUCUUAUCAAGAUAACUGUAGAGAGAGCAUAGUCCAUUGUCACGCACUUGGAGGGGUCUCCAAAUAUAUAAACCUUUCGUAGGAGGCUUAAUAUUCAAGAUUUGAUAUCGAUGAAAACUACAGGAAUUGGGGAAGGAAUUGAGAACUGAGGGAUUCGAAAUCCACUUGUGCUGAUGGUCAUUCAAACGAUUGAGUCGUGGAUUGUGAUCUUGUUCGAUGUCUAUUAAAAGAGUUGGAGAAGAGAUUGAUGACAGUUCGUGAGGCAGAUCUUUUGCUUCAUGGUCCAGCCGAUUCAAUUCCACUCCUCAAGUUGCUCGACAUUUUGUCGCUCAAUCAGGACCAGUUCUUAAAGUCUGGUGUCGAUUGCCGCCAGUUUGCUUUUGUCAUAACACCUCAGUCCUUUCUUCAUCGUGAUUGACAGCUUCAUUCUUUCCGGAAUAUGUCUUCUGGAUUACUUUGAUCAUCACUCUCAGCGGUUUUCAGUUCCUCAAUUGUUUCAUUUUACAAACCACUACGUCUGUGGCUAGCUAGGUACAGAAAAUGGCUUCUCUAAACGAAAGCCAAUCACUUCCUCGAUCAUGGAGAUGUUGCGUCGCACUUUUGCUAUCUUUGUCGUUUUUGAUGGUAGGCUCAACUCAAGCCAGCAGGAAAUUACAAACAGCUCAACCACAAAGGAGACUCCAGGCGCACAGGGACAAUACCGACACGGCUAUGCACGCUCCUUCAGCUCAAUCUUACCUGGUUUCAGACGGUAGCUGGGUAGAUUGUGUCCCCAUCGAAGGACAGAUUGCAGCCCACCACCCUGCUCUCAAAGACCACAUCAUCAAGAUGAGGCCAUCGGUACCUCCCAAUGCUCGCUCUUCAUUAGGCGCGAGAUCGCAUCCACAAUUGUUUGCUCGGGAGCAUGGCGGGUGCCCGGACGGCUAUAUUCCCGUUCAACGAAUGGACCCCAACAGCCCGCGUUUGCGAAAAGAGCAUCCCCCUCAAGCCCCUGGACCUGCUCCAGUUGACGUAGCAGUUCAUGAAUAUGCUGUAACAACCAUGCCAGUUUCUAGCGGAGCUUACAGUGGAUCUGCGGCUGUCCUCAGUGUAAAUGGCCCCACCGUUGCAAAUACCAGGGAGUUCAGCCUGUCUCAGCUAUGGAUCAUCGACGGCUCCUUCAAAGACACAAGCCUGUGCACAAUUGAAGUUGGCUGGCAAACGUAUCCCGGCAGACACACUGGUGACGCGGACUUUGCUCCUCACCUUUUCGUGUACUGGACUGCAGACCAUUACAAUAUUUCUGGGUGCUAUGACCUGGAAUGCCCCGGCUUUGUCCAGGUCGAAAAUUCGUGGGUGAUCGGAGGCGCCAUGCCGAGCUACACAACGCUUGAACAAUUAAAUAAUGGGGAGAUUGCCGAGGUUGACAUUCAAGUGCUCUACGACUCCACUGAUCUUGUCUGGUGGUUAUUUCUCAACGGCGUGGCGAUUGGGUACUGGCCAGCGGCGCUAUACCCCAGCACUUAUUUGCACGGGACUGCAAAUUUUUUAGAGUGGGGAGGCGAGGUCGCCAUCGAAAAGAACAACACUGCUCACUCGAGGACUGUGAUGGGCAGUGGUGCAGUUCCCACCGCGGGCUUCCCUUUAUCAGCUUACCAGAGAAACAUCACGUACGCGGAUGUGGUGUCUGGAGUUACAAACAUGGAUGCAAAUGUUAAGUAUCUGACGGAAGGUCAAAUCCGGACGGAUCCCAGCUGCUAUGAUAUAGCAGUUCAAUUGAAUAACUACGCGAAUUGGGGUACAUAUUUCUUCUUCGGAGGGCCUGGAGGAAACAACGUUUUUUGUAAGGGCACGCCAUAGUUCUGCUGAAAGCAUGAAUUGGAUAAAAAACACCAGCGGUUGAUUGCGGUGGAUUCAACAAUGUGUUUAUAGAUAGUGGCAAUCUGUAUUACGUUAGAACCUAAGUAUAGGAAGGAUUGGAACAAUCUGUGGUUGAAUGCGCAUGGCAAACCACAGAUUCAUACUCAUUAGAGCAAAAUCAACACCUCAAUGUAUUCCUGCGAAGAUGAAGCCAGUAGAUGACCCCCCCCCCACACACACACACACACACGAGUAGCUGUGCUACAAAAUGUUUCCUCGCAAUUUUAUGUUUAUUGGAGACCUCUAAGUCGACAUGUCAACUUUCUUCAUUCUCUAGCCCUCCUGUAAUGUUUUGAAGAAAAGCAACUAGACCAGCCGCGGUCCUGCCAGUGUUGGAACCCCGUCUAGCCUCCCUUUGGUCUCGUUCAAGGCGGGCGCGAGGCUCUUAUAACCCGCAACGACAGCGAGAUUUCCAACGCGCGGAAUUCAAUAACUGUUUUGCAUCUAGAAUCCUAGAGUUGCACGACAUAACUUCUUGUCUCGAAAUAUGGUCUUGUCUAAACUGAAUCACUUCUCGAUCUGUUCUUUUGGUCACGUUUACCUGAUUGUUGUUUUGAAAUAGGUGAAUGAAGUAUCCAUGAGUGUUCGAUUUCUGUGUAAAUUCAAAUAGAUACUUCAA
Physcomitrium patens is the source of this 2606-nucleotide messenger RNA. Its product is annotated as protein neprosin. The record is from RefSeq and is a predicted model, not a curated record. Lineage: Eukaryota; Viridiplantae; Streptophyta; Bryopsida; Funariales; Funariaceae.